This is a messenger RNA of Desarmillaria tabescens, 1070 nucleotides long. RefSeq lists its product as uncharacterized. The transcript has 3 exons. The record is from RefSeq and is a predicted model, not a curated record. Lineage: Eukaryota; Fungi; Basidiomycota; Agaricomycetes; Agaricales; Physalacriaceae. Bases 301 to 858 code for a protein of 185 amino acids.
UAACCAUCAUCAGACUCCGAGUCACGAUAGAGAGGCGUCUAUCUUCCCACUUCCCACUAACCCCGUUUCACUGGACGGCAAUCUCAGAGCACAGUAUCUUGGCUGCAGCCGUACAUGCAAAGAUAGCCACACAGUGCAGUCAUCCUCCUAGAACGAGGCCAUAAACCAUCAAUAUCCAUUUGUCCAUCUGUGGACCACGGGUCCACUUGAAGUGUUGCAUGACUCAACACGGCUUAUACUUAUAAGCCACCACUUCUCUGUUCGAAUACCAAUUUCCCUAGUCUUCUCUUUUCUCUAAGCAUGCCCAACCCAUCCCCCCACCCUAUUAUCGCUUAUCGGAUAGACAACUCCCACCUCAACGACUCUAGAUACCAACCGGGUGUCGCUCCAUCAUCCUGUCGGCUUCACUGGGAUAUGUGGAAAAAUCCCGAAUACUCCGCUAUCGACACGGGCGCCACAGACUCCAACGGGAAAUACCAGUACAUCGCGCUCGCUCGAGCUGUCGAUCGACACCUCCGUUUUAUCAUCAUCACGUGUGGCGCAUUCCCUGAGUCGUGGGGACCUAUUCGCGUAGAGAACACCCACCACCACACGGUGACUAUCCAUAACGUGCUGCAGAGCAUUUAUCGGUACUUGCGUGUUCCGCUGACGCGCGCGGAACAGGCUAUGCUGAGCCGUAAACAGCGCGAGAUGAUGAUGAGGACGCUCUUUGCGAAUCCGGGGACGGCGUCGACGCUUACUCGGGGGCACUAUUUGGGUGCGAACCAUUACUUUGGUGGGCUUACGCCGUCGCUGGGGUUUACCGACACGUACAUCCUGACGCUUCGACGCUCAGGCCAAGGACAAGCACGGGGUUAGUCAGUCCCAGGCAUUGCCUAGAAGUACAGAUAAAUGGGACGACUGAUACAUAAAGGAGCAAGUCAGAGCAUACAGUCCCGCCUGAUACCUCAUCUCCCGUCUCUGCGCCAAGGUAUUCGGGCACUAUAAAGUCCCAGGGAAGUACUCCACCAGCGCCCUUUCGUCCGUAAUCUUCUCCGGCUCUUUUCCAGGGGAGCUCGAGGGAGCAAUGG